AUGCGGGGACUGAUUUGGGUGUUGAGGCCCUACUUCAUUGAUUGGCUGCAGCGGCGACAGCGGCUCCGGCUCUUUACGCAGCUCUUGGUGUCCAUGCCGGACUCCGCGUUCAAGCGCUUUACUUCACAAGGUGCUGAGGCCCCACUACAGGCACUGAUGGAUCUCACGGAGCGUGACCUUUUAGUGGCCACUCUGGUCUCCACACCGGUGGAAGAGCGUUCCCGUCUCUAUGCCUGUGUUGCAGAGAAUGACCUGCCACUGCCCUUGGCCUUCUCUGGAUUGAGGUGUCCAUGCCCACCAGAGGAGCAGGCUGAAGGUGACUUCAUCACUUCACAAGUCGAUCGUGGCGUGACGGUCCAUUGGGAAGCUUUUGAGGCCCUUUUGGCGCUGCCCUGCGAACGCCCUGCGUUGCUGUCCUUGGGAGCUCAAGGCUGUUCUCAGGGUGGAAAGUCCACUCUGCUCCGAGAGUUGUUGGGCUUGGACACGUCCACGGUGGAGGCGGAACCAUCGCGACCACCCUGCAGGUCGCCAGCGCACAACCCUGGCGUGGACUUGCUCCAAAGCCAUGCCCCUCUGGGUUGGACCGUCGAUGUGCAUGGCUGUUGCCUGGGAGAUCCAACCUGGAUGGCCCUCGUCUCGACCUGGGCCGCCAGCAGCGCCUUAAUUCUGCUGCACGUGUCGCUGGAGGAUUUUGCGGUGCCGGACGAGGAGGCUCCCAAGCAAAUGCCGUCCAAAAAACCCAUGGACAGCCAUGCACGCUUAAGCGCAUCGCGCAGAGUCAAUGCCAGCGGUGGUUCUGUCACAUCGACCUCUUCCACCGGGCCUGCGAAGAUCGCCGCCAAAGCCGAGCUGAUGGCCUUGCUGAAGAUCUUGACGGAUGCGAAAUUCACAGAGGCAGGUCCUCAACGUCGCAGAAUUCUGGUUUUGCUACGAGAUGUCACCAGCUCGAAUUCCAUCAGCAGCAUCCAGGCCUAUCUGGAGGCCAUGGGUGGACUCUCCGUGGUUCCCUUGGAGUCCUUGCAGAGCCUGGUCGGAGCCCCGCGCCAGCGAACCUUGCGCCGGCUUCGAGAGAAACUCCAGCAAGAGAUGUACCUGCUGGGUGAGGCGCCCCACGACGUGGCCCGGGCCGUGACCCUCUUUGGCGCUGGGGUGGUGGUGCUGCCGCUGCUGGGGAGAGUGUCGGGCAUCGAUGGCAAAGAAAGUUUGGAGUAUUCCUCCCAUCCACAACGCGCCUCCGGCGGAUUGAUGGAUCGGUUGGACCUGGAGCUCAAGUUUGGUUCGUUGGAUCCGCAUCGGCUCAUCAGUGAGCUCACUGGGACGAAAGAAGCCCUGGAGAAACGGCUGCAAAGCCUGGGGAACGACGAACUGCAAGAGGAGGUCUUGGCGCUCCAAGAUUGGCGAGAAAAAGCCAUGGGUCGCCUGAAGACCUUGGAGAAACGGGCUGCUUGGGCCUUCCUGGGCGUGGCCGGUGAAGGUGUGGCCAGCCAGGCGGAAAUUAAGAAGGCCUUCAAACGCAGGGCCUUGGAGUUGCACCCCGAUAAAGGUGGUGAUGCGGAUCGCUUCCGGUUGCUGCAGGAGAUGAGAGAUCUGUUAGUAGAACCCAAGUCUCAUGACUUGGAAGGUCCCAAGGACGCAAAAAAAGCUGAAGAGAAGGGGGAGAAAAAGGAGACUGAAGGAGAAGAUGAUGCGGAGGAGGAGGAGGACUUUUCGGAUGAUAGCUGGGACGCGGAUGAGGAGUUCCGGAAGAUGUUUCCCAAGCGGAAGAAGAAGCCCAAGCGUCAAGAUGAUCAGGAAGCGGAGGAACUGAAGAAUCAGGACUUUCACCGCGGGAAGUUCGAAGCGGCGCGGCGGAAGUUGCACCGCCAGCUGCGAGACGCCUGGAGCCGUGCCAGUCGCCUCACGGAGGAAAUCCACAGGAGCCACACCUCCGCGGCCAGUGCCGACGCCCUGCGACAGCUGCGGAAGUUCGUGGAUCGCUUUGCGGUGACCGAGCUGCAACGGUUGAAGGAGAACGACCCCAAGAAGGCCUUGCGUCUGCUACGUCGCUUCCUGGAGCAGGGCUCCGAAGUGCUCUGCGCCGCCGGGGCGUUGGAUCCCACCGCAACGGUCUCGGUGGUGGCCAUGCAGGUGAACUGCCCGCUGCUCCAAGCGGUGCCCGAGAACGAGGAGCUGCAGCGACGCUGCGCCGCCUUGCUGGAAGCCAUCAAGGAGUUGCCGGUGAUGGGUGAGCAGGUGAGUUCCAUCCACACGGACGAGGGUCUCUUCUUCGAGCUGCUGAUCCCGGUGCCGGCGUCGCCCGACGCGCUGCCGGGCGUGCGCCGGGUGCCGCUGCAGCUGCCGGCGGACGCCACGCUGGGGGCGUUGCGGAAGGCGGCGCUACGCUGUGGAGGCGAGCAGUUUGGUGGGGCCUGCCCCAGGAUCUUUUCCAACGGCCGCUUUCUGGCCGGGAGUGAUCGCAUACCCUUGACCAACCUUGAGUUGGGAGAUGGACCCCUGCAGUGUUUGCCCAGCAAUUUGACCUUAAGAAACAAAAGGUCGGUGCCAAAGAGUGACGAACGAGCGCCUCCCCGUGCACCCACCACCCCGGUGCCGCCGGAGAUCGUGGAGCUGCCCGAGGCACCCGAGGCACCGCGCAAGGAGGCGCCCAAGACGGCAGAAGUCAAGGAGAUGGUGGAGGCAUUUCCAGCUGGCUUUUGGAACGGAGAGGAGAACAAGGAGAACGACGACCAGUGGUUCAACGACUUCUUUGCUGAACCCGAGGAGAAACAGCGUGAGGAACGGAAAGCGGCGCAGGAGCAGGGCAGGAACGCUAUGCAAGCUCGGUUGAAGGCUCAGAAGCAAGCCUUGGAGGCGAAGAAAAAGUUGGAACAGGAGCGAAAAAAGGCGGCAGAGAAGAAGGAUGUUGCAUCGAAGCAGCCGCAAGAGAAGAGACCCGCAGCUCCCGAGACGUUUCAACCACCAUCACGCCCUACAUCUGUGACGCCGACGAAGCCUGAUGCCCUGGUGCUGGCGAAAGACGAGCCAUGCACCAAACUUCAGAAAAGCAGAGAUGCCUGGGAUGCGGCUUGGAACCAUCCGUGUGCUGGAGCCAAACGCAGUGACGGCACGGCGAUCUUCUGCGGUCCAUGCGACUGUUGGAUCACCGUGAGCCGAUUCGACCACCACGACUUUGAGAUCCACUGUGAGAAGGUAGGUCACUUUGGCUGGAUCGACUGA
Messenger RNA from Cladocopium goreaui, 3216 nucleotides. The record is from the annotation of a GenBank genome assembly. NCBI's taxonomy places the organism in Eukaryota, Dinophyceae, Suessiales, Symbiodiniaceae.